AUGUUGAACUCUGAGACUUUGUUAGAUUCGGAUGCAGAGGAUGAUAUUGAAUUGGAUACAGUGGUUGCAUUUGCAGCGCGUCAUUUAGUGGAGGAGAUAGAAGGGCAGGUGUUGUAUCAAGAAAAAUACCACAAGGAAAAGAUUAAAACAUUAACGGUUGCUCUUGUUAUAUGCCUAAAUAUCGAUAUUGACCCACCUGAUGUGCAGAAAAUCCCACCAUUUUCCAGGGUUGAAGCGUGGUUCGACCCGACAGAUGCUAACAGUCUGCAUGCUUUGGAAACCAUUGGAAAAAAUUUACAGUGUCAGUAUGAACGGUGGCAACCACGUGCAAGAUACAAGCAGUGCCUUGAUCCUACUCUGGAUGAUGUGAAGAAAUUAUGUCUCAGUUUGAGACGUAACGCUAAAGAUGAUAGGAUUUUGUUUCACUAUAAUGGACAUGGAGUUCCAAGACCCACGGAGAAUGGUGAAAUAUGGGUUUUUAACACUAAAUUUACAAAAUACAUCCCAUUAUCAUUGUAUGAUCUCCAGAGAUGGUUAGGUGCACCUGCAGUUUAUGUGCUUGAUUGUCAAAAUGCUGGCAGAAUUAUACAAAUGUAUGAGGUGUUUUGUGAACGACGCAAAGCCGAGGCAGCUGUAGCUGAACAAAGACAAAUGGAAUAUGAUGGGAAAACUGAUCAGUCAGAGCUCUUUCAGUCUAAUCAUCAAGCACAUGGUGCACCCUAUGAAGGUGCUAAUCACUCAGAUGCACACAUUCAGAUGCCUGUACCGAACCCAUCCCAUAUUGUAAGUAUGGAGAAUACAAUUAUGUUGGCUGCCUGUGGGAAAGACGAAGAUCUGCCACAGAAUCCUAAUCUGCCAGCAGAUUUGUUCACUGCUUGCCUUACUACUCCGAUUAGAAUGGCUUUACGUUGGCAUUGGUUAAGGCACCAAGAAUACUUCCCAGGUUUUUUAGAUGAAGCCUUGCUGGAUCGUAUACCAGGUUCUCACUCAAAUCGAAUGUCUUUAUUAGGCGAGAUUAAUUGGAUAUUCACGGCUGUUACGGAUACCAUUGCUUGGUGUAGUUUUCCACUGGAUAUAUUUCAAAAAUUAUUUCGUCAAGAUUUACUUAUUGCUAGUUUAUUCAGAAACUUUCUAUUAGCUGAACGUAUAAUGAAAUGUUAUGGUUGUCAGCCGGUUUCAGCGCCUUUAUUACUGCCUACCUAUCAGCAUAGUAUGUGGGAUGCAUGGGACCAUACAUUGGAUCGUGUCAUUCAUUAUUUGCCUAGAAUGUUGAAAAUUAUCGAAGGUAGUCCGUAUGUUGAAAAGAAAUUACCUAUUAUCCGUCCGAAUCCAGAUCCGUCUAACGGGCAGUUAAAUCACCAUCAUCAAUCAGUUAAUCCUGUUCAUCAAAAUAACUCAAAUAAAAUCAUGAAUGCUGCUAGUAGUCAUAACCAAAAUAUUAACAAUCGAAUUACGUCUCCCAUUGGAAAUGUCCCUUUGGAUGCUUGUGUAAAUCGUGUAGGUCAAUUUUGUAUACAACAACAUCAACCACGGCACCCAAAGCAGCAGCAGCAGCAACAACAGCCAUCUCAAGGAAUGCUUGGUGGAGUUGCUGGUGAACGAGGUGGUGUACAGUUCCUACGACAAAUGACGACUCUCGCUCCUCUUUGCCUACCGCCAUCUAAACCACAUCAUUCAACUAAUAUGCCACUUUCGAAUCAAAUUUUAAAUGACGCGGCUAAUCCGACCAUCUCAGCGACUACUAAUGUCGGUGUGACGACAACAGUGACAACUGUUGAUCCUUCAAAAAUACCUUCAGUUGCACCGCCUGUUGGUUAUUCAAACAACCAAUCGGAUCGACAAUUAAAUAACUGUCGUGUAGAGAGUCACUUAGCUGGUACUAAUUUGCUUCGUGGUAGUAAUGAUCAAUUGAUAGUUCAUCAACAUCAAGUCAUUGGUGGUUUACCUUUGGACUACCAUCGAGGUCAACACCAGAGAAUGUCUGGUCAAGUCUCCGCGUUGGCAUCUAAAUCAAGGACGUGUAAACCAGUUCGAAGCUCAGUGGCUCCCCCUCCAGGAUUUAAUAAUCAGAACCAGCCGAAACAGAAACAGUCGUCUUUAUCGUCUAAACUGGAGAUGGAAACAAUAAAUUUAGCCUCAAAGAAAUCUGUUUUAACUUUAAUUGGAUCAGAUCAGCGUUAUCACACUACUGCUAACAACAUUGAUAAUCAUGAUAGUAAAGCUGACUCGACUAACAUGAUGGUUGAAUCACAUAGUUUAGAGCAAAAACAAGUUUUGCCAACACGUGAAUUAUCUAAGAGCAAGAAAAGUGAUCCUAUUACAACAACAAAUAUAACUGAUGAUGACCAACGGCAGCAUGUACCAUUCACGAACAACUCGAAGGAAAAACAGGCGGAUCAACUAUUUGAGCAGAUUGUAGAUAAACAGUCUAUUACAAAAGAUGUUUUAACCAAUCCUCAAGUGAAUGAAGUGAAGAAUUUCACUUCAAAAUGCAGUGAAAAUGUGAACACAGACGUUGACGUUGGUAAAGGAUGUGAUGGUGAUAACAAUGAUGACGGUGGGGAUACUGAGGAUAGCGAUGAUGAUGACGAUGAUGAUGACGUGGAUGUUGACGAGGAUGAUGAUGACGAAGAUGAUGACGACGAUGAUGAUGAUGAAGACGAGGAUGAUGAAGUGAAAUCCAAUCCGGUUACUUUAAAUGCGCCAAACACAACUGCUUCUACUGCAUUUACAAUAAUAACGUGUACAUCUACAAAUACGGAAUCGACCAUCACAACACUAACAACAACAACUGCUGCUAAUAGAAAUACUACUACAAUGACGCACUUUGGAAAACCAUUUGCUUGUGUGAUAAAUCCGAAUGAUAACAAGAAUGAGUCGAAAAAGACAAAUAAUAAUAAACACAUUGUGGAUGUUGUUAAUCAUUUUCUUUUGGUUACUACUAACUGCGCUAACAAUGUGGGUAAUCAAACGAAAAAGCAACUUUCACGUAGUCUUUCUUGUCCAUAUUUAUUUUCCCGUCCAAUGAAAGGACAUUACUAUUAUCAUCAUUAUCAGAUUACACGGCAACAUAAACAAUUAGAGAAAAUUGACUUAGACCAUGUAUCUCAUAGACGUCAAACAUCUGUUCAACAACCCUUUCUACGACCGUCUCAGUCUCCUAUACCGAAGGUAAAUAGUGAUACUAAUGGUAAUGCUAUAAACUUGACGUCAUUGAAAAAAAUAGUAGCUGGAACUAAUAAUUUAUGCGGGGAUACAACGAAUUCUCAAAAUAAGUUAAAUCAUCCUCAGUCCCAACAACAACAAGGUCAGCAAGUGAAUAUGCAAAACGCUGAUUUACACGCUUCAUUGAAACAUGAUACUUCGGAUAAUAAUGUAAUUCCAAUGAAUAAGCAGGAGGAACCACCAGUAUUAAUACAGAAACAGGUUACUCAGCAUAAUAAAUCUAUGGAUGUGCGGACUAGGUCACCUGUGAGACCUCAUAAACAAACUUUGCCUCAUUAUCCGCAUGGUUAUGAAAAGUUAUAUUUGCUACCCAGUGGCAGUGACGCUAGUAAUCCUCCUGGACAUUAUCGUCAUCGUGUUGGUACGAAACUAGGGGCUAACCAUUUGCUACCACCCCAGCCAACAAUCACAAUAACAGGGGCACCUUUUCAAACCAAUUCAACAACGCAAUAUUUAGACCAAAGAAUAUGUAUACGAUUACCGAAUGAUGCCAGUAACCUACCAUUAUUAACAAAUAAUCAUGUUCAUCAUGAAAAUGUCCCCAAUAUGAGUAGAUUUCCAUCUAACUAUACUUCAAAUAUGAUACCUUCAAGUCAGCAAGUUAUCUCUAAUCCAUUGUUGCAGACUACUGAGCAAUCGAAUCAGCUAGCUUCAACUACUGUUAGCUCCGGCUCUGUGAUAGGUGGCAGUGGACCAGAUUCAUUUUUCACCAGUCAAAUGACUGCGUUUAAAAUAUGGUUACAGACAGCUGAUGAGAGACGUCCACCAGCUACUCAACUUCCAAUUUUGUUACAGAUUUUAUUGAGUCAAAGUCAUCGAAUUCGUGCAAUGCAGUUGUUGAGUGAGUUCCUUGACUUAGGACCGUGGGCUGUGGCUCAUUGCUUAACUGUCGGCAUAUUUCCAUACAUAGUUCGGUUAUUUCAUUCACCAGUGCCUGAGGUGAAACCACACUUAGUUUUCAUCUGGGGUAAAAUCAUUGCCAGUGCACAGACGGAAUUCGGUCGCAACGAUUCUGUUCGUGAUUUCGGCUAUAAAUACUUUAUUGCUUGUCUUAGUGAUACUGAGAAUCUUUCUCCUCUUACUCGAACGAUAACAGCUUUUGCAUUGGCUAAAAUGUUAGAAAAAGACCAAUCUGGAGAGCCUGAUGCGUUUUUUCAAGAUGUGUACUUGAAACAGAAUUUUUUACCAAUUGUACUUACUCAGUUGUUUGAUAAUACACCUAAGCAUCAACAAGAAAUGCAUAUACGCAUGCGAUUAUGGCUGAUUCUUGCGUUGGCUAAGUUAUGGUGUAAAAAUGAUGAAGCUCGUUGGUUUGGUAUUCGACAUAAUGUACCUGAAGUUCUACUUGCCUACUUAAAUGAUGUUUCCCCUGAGGUUAGAGCUGCUACAGUAUACGCUCUUGGCACUCUUAUAGAGAAUCAGACAACAGACCAGUCAAAACAAGACCACGCUGAUCAGAUAAGUCAUGAAAUUGGUGGCCAGUUAGUGAAAAUUACCUCUCGUGAUGCCAGUCCGCUAGUUCGUUGUUUGUUAGUUGAAGCAUUUCGUGGGUUAGUGAAACAGUUUGAAUCACAAUUGUGUGCUAUUGGCACUCAGUACAUACAAGAAAUUAAAGUGAGACAAUCACAACUACAACUGCAACAUCAAAAUUCUGCAAAACUGUCAACUUUUCCAGCAUCUCCAUGUCCAAUCAAAAGACCUAUGCGUCAUAGUACGAUUAAUUUAAUCACACCUCCUGGAGGAGGAACAGUUAGCGUUGGAAUUAAUAACAGUCUACACUUAUCUCGUCAAAUGGAAUCAACUAUAUUUUCACAAGGCAGUCAAUCCUUCAAGAGGUCUACAAGUCGAGAAAAUAAUCCAUUAGCUGUUAAAUCUCAAAGUUAUUAUAGAGGUCAUUUAAAUUUGCAACGUCCAUCGUCACCAGUUCUACAUAAAUUGUCUACCAGUCCCGGUUCAGUGUUUUUCACUGGUAGUGGAAAUGCACCUAGUACAAACAUUUAUGUUCAAUUUUGGCUGACAUUAGUUCAGUUAGCACAAGAUCCUUAUCCAGAAAUCUCUCGACUAGCCACAAUUUUGAUUCAUUAUUUAUAUGCUAAGAUACGUGAAAAGACUGAAUAUCAGGUUAAGCAUAAUUCACCUAAUAUCAAAAAUGCGGUUGUCAAUAAUUCAUCGUCUACACCGGACAUUUCAUCACAUGUAGCGGCGACCAUUGAAAUAUCCUCCUGUGCUCCAAUAAACCCCCAUGUCCAAUCAAAAUCCAGUGGAGUGAAUCACGUGCCUGUUAUGAAUGGUAUAUCUGACCGGGUCGGUGCUAAAGAAUUUUCUUCGAAUUCUACAACAUAUUUGACGUCAUCGCUCAAGACACCUACCGCAAUUGCAGCGGGGGCGACACUUAUUCAUUCUGCUCAAUUUCCAGGUAGAAGACAUCAACAAACUGAUCAGCGUUUACGUGUAUCGGUUACAAAUCUGCCGAAUACAAUUCUGAAUAAAAAUCCUAUAACGCCAUCGUCCAUUAAUACAUCUGGUAAUUGUAACAAUAAUGAUAAUACAAGCGAUGAUAAUUGUAACGCUUCCCCUUCUUCGAAUUUAUCAGACGUGCGUACACAGUUCUUUUCAUGGUCAUGUCGUUGGUUCACUCGCCCCCUGUUGUCCACUUAUGGUCAAUUGAGUGCUCACCAUGGCAGUGGUAAUGACAACUAUAUUAUUAAUAAAUUCAAAAAUAAUGAGAGUUUGACUAACCAACCAAUUUUGGACAAUGAAUUAAUCUCCUUGGGUACAGUCUCGGUUGAUCCAGAUGCUGUUGCUUAUACAGACCGUGUAAAUCGUCUACGAAGACAACGUAAACUUUCUCGUCUAGGACGUAUAAAAUGGGAACGUUUCGCCGGUGAAGUAUGCUGUCCUACUACACCAGUGGCAAGUAUGACUCGAAGUGUUUCAACUGAUCAUAAUACCAAUAACACUAGUAGCAGCCGUAUCAGUCUGCAUAGUAAUGAUAGUGGAGGUAGUAAUAGUACAAGCAAUUCAUCCACCAUUGUUACACUUCAUCCUAGUGCACUUUACAAUUGUACUGCUGCCACUACUACUGCUCCUAGUAGUAUUAGUAGUGAUUAUAGUAAUAGUGAACUCGACGGUAUAUCAACAAGAAUAAAGUUUCAUCCAUAUCAACCAUAUUUGGUUGUUGUUAAUCCAAAAAAAGGUGUUGCAAUACAUUCAUCAAAGAACUUGGAUCGCUUACAUUAUAUCAAUCUAUCAGAUUUAUCGAAUCCUCUAUUUCCUGAAAUAUCGUCUCCGUUGUCGUCUGUAGACGGGUGUUCACGGGCAGGUUAUGUUACCGAUGUGGACUUUGUCAAUGCAGCUGAAGAGCAAAGUUUACUAUUAACAGCUACAAAUGAUGGUUAUAUUCGUAUAUGGCGUAAUUAUACACAUCAUCUUGGUCAAGAUCCAGAGAUACUCACUGCUUGGUCUGGUAUUUCUGAUUUACAUCAAACUGACUAUCCAAUCGGUGUUGUUGUCCAUUGGAAUCAACAAGCAAAUCAAUUAUCUGUCUCAGGUGAUACUCGAACAAUACGUAUAUGGGAUUGUUAUUCUGAAUCAAGAUUAAGAGAUUUGAAUACUGGUGCAGACACCUCGGUAACAUGUCUUACUCAAAGUGGAGAUAAUCAUUUACUCGCAGCUGGAUUCAAUGAUGGAGGAGUACGGGUUUGGGAUUUACGUGUAUCAUCGAGUCAUAAUAAUGAUAAUCUUAUAUUCAAUAGUCAGGCUGAUUCAGAUCGGAUACAUAAAGUAAUGUUUUCACCAUUGAAUCGACUGUAUGCUAUAGGCGCUAUGGGUGGUGUUGGAGUGUGGCAGUUAUCAUCAUCAGCUGGUAGCAAUAACAGCACUAUGACAACUUCUACUACAACGAAUACUCCGACUGCUACUUGUGUGAGGGGUAACCAUGGUCGCAAUAGGUGUAUAUCAACAGCGGUUACGUCAUCACCGCACUUUACCAAUAGUAUGGGUAUCCAUAGCGAUUCUUAUAAUAGUGGUAAUAGCAAUGCUACGACAUCUCGACGAUUUCGGCGACUACCAUGUCCUCCAAGAUUAUCUUUGCCAGCUAAUUCAUUUGUCAAUUGUGCUGAUUUACUGGUUGAUUUGUCCUCUCCUCACGCGCAUCUCGCAGUAGCUGGUUAUCGUGGUCAGUCAAGUAUUUCUCUGCAUCGUAUUCAAGAUGGAAGUUUACAUUCAUCUAUUAAACACUAUGGUCAUCUUAGUCGAGAGCAAUUUGCGACACCUACAUGUUGUACUUUCCAUCCGAUUGAGCUUUUAAUAGCCGCCGGUUUGGACGAUGGAUCCCUGCUACUGCUGAAUGCUCAGCAUGGACCAAGCAACAAGUAG
Molecule: messenger RNA, 7602 nt
Organism: Trichobilharzia regenti
Lineage: Eukaryota; Metazoa; Platyhelminthes; Trematoda; Strigeidida; Schistosomatidae
Source: the annotation of a GenBank genome assembly